Molecule: messenger RNA, 3408 nt
Organism: Colletotrichum karsti
Lineage: Eukaryota; Fungi; Ascomycota; Sordariomycetes; Glomerellales; Glomerellaceae
Product: calcium-translocating P-type ATPase
Exons: 5
Coding region: 1-3408 (1135 amino acids)
Biological process (GO): calcium ion transmembrane transport; intracellular calcium ion homeostasis
Cellular component (GO): membrane; intracellular membrane-bounded organelle
Molecular function (GO): ATP binding; P-type calcium transporter activity; ATP hydrolysis activity
Source: RefSeq, a predicted model, not a curated record
AUGGUUGGUAGUUCCCUCGUUCUACCACCCGCGCAUGGGAACUCGCGAGGUCGGCCAGAGAGCAAAGCAGACACCAGAGUCUCUACCACGUCGAACCCCUUUUUGACACCCGCAGUCACCAGUCGCGCCUCCUCAGUCCAUGAGAGCGAACGCCAUGCCCUCCAAGCUGAUCCUGGAGCUGAGGCCGACUUCCAAGUCGACAACAACCCGUUCGCAUUUUCGCCCGGCCAGCUGAACAAACUCCUCAACCCCAAAUCUCUCACCGCCUUCCGCGCUUUGGGGGGUCUGGAAGGCAUUGCCUACGGCCUUCAGUCCGAUAUUCAUGCCGGACUCAGUAUUGACGAGACGGCAGCUCCUGGCCAUGUCAACUUCCAAGACGCCGUCAGCGCAACCUCGCCUCAGCAGUCCAAGAGUCCAUGGCAAUCAAGCAACAUCGGAUCCAGAGAAGCAUUCGAAGACCGUAUCCGGGUUUACAACCGCAACAUCCUUCCAGCUAGAAAGGCAACUUCACUCUUGAAGCUGAUGUGGAAUGCCUACAACGACAAGGUUCUCAUCCUUCUCACUGUGGCUGCUGCCAUAUCUCUGGCUCUGGGACUCUAUGAGACCCUAGGCGUCUACCACCCUCCCGGAUCUCCUCAGCCGGUAGACUACGUGGAGGGGUUGGCCAUCUUGUUUGCCAUCGCCAUCGUCACGCUUGUGGGCUCAGUCAACGACUGGCAAAAGGAGCGGGCGUUUGUGCGUCUGAGUGCGAAGAAAGAUGAACGUGAUAUCAAAGUCACCCGUUCUGGCAAGCCUAUCAUGAUCAGCGUUCAUGACCUGCUCGUUGGGGAUGUCUUGCACCUUGAGCCAGGAGACUUAGUACCUGUUGAUGGCAUUUUUAUUGACGGUCACGACCUGAAGUGCGACGAGUCCUCUGCAACUGGGGAGUCCGAUGCGCUUAAAAAGACGGGAGGCAUGGCUGUUAUGAGAGCCUUGGAACGUGGAGAGUCUGCCGGGGAGUUGGAUCCGUUCAUCAUUUCGGGAGCAAAAGUGUUGGAAGGUGUUGGGACGUUCAUGUGCACUUCGGUUGGUGUCAACAGCAGUUUCGGCAAGAUCAUGAUGUCUGUUCGAACGGAAACCGAGCCCACCCCUCUCCAGCACAAACUUGAAGGGCUUGCCAUGGCGAUCGCAAAACUCGGCAGUAUCGCGGCAGGACUUCUCUUCUUCGUGCUGUUGUUCAGGUUUCUGGCUGGCUUGCCGACAGACAGACGCCCAGCUACCGACAAGGCUUCUUCCUUCAUGGAUAUUCUCAUCGUCGCUGUCACAAUCAUCGUGGUCGCUGUCCCAGAAGGCCUUCCUCUCGCGGUUACCUUGGCGCUUGCCUUCGCAACGACAAGAAUGCUCAAGGAGAACAAUUUAGUGAGGGUUUUGCGCGCUUGCGAAACUAUGGGCAAUGCAACUGCGAUCUGUUCGGACAAAACCGGAACUUUGACAACAAACAAAAUGACGGUUGUAGCUGGCAGAUUCGACACGAGAGGUUUUGAGUCUUCUGAAACUUCGGCAUCUUCUGCUCUGCCAAUUGCAUCUUGGGCGUCGGAAGUCACCCCUACCUGCAAAGAGAUCAUUACUCAAUCGAUUGCGAUCAACUCAACUGCCUUUGGAGGCGAAGAGGAGGGAAAGCCUAUCUUCAUCGGGUCAAAAACCGAGACAGCUCUUCUCCAGCUCGCCAGGGACUAUCUUGGUCUCACAUGCCUUGCGGAAACUCGUGCGAACGAACACGUAGUUCAAAUCAUGCCGUUCGACUCCGCCAAGAAGUGCAUGGGCGCUGUGGUCAAACUCAGAUCUGGUGUUCAUCGUCUUCUUGUCAAGGGCGCCUCGGAGAUCCUUCUUGGACAUUGCACCAGCAAGGCCAACGCUUGCACCUUGGAAGAAGAACUUCUUACCGAAGCCGACCGCAAUUCCUUCGGUGAUACCAUCAAUCAGUAUGCGGCCCGCUCUCUUCGAACCAUUGGCUUUGUCUUCAAGGACUACGAGAAAUGGCCACCCUUGUCUCCAGACAUCGAUAAGACAGGGCACGCGGACCUGGGACGCCUUCUGGCCUCUAAGAACCUCGUUUUUCUCGGUGUAGUAGGCAUCCAAGACCCCGUCCGCCCAGGUGUACCAGAGGCCGUUCGCAAGGCUCAGCGCGCCGGUGUCACCGUCCGAAUGGUAACUGGCGAUAACUCGAUUACCGGAAAAGCCAUUGCCUCUGAAUGCGAUAUCUACACUGAUGGCAUCGUCAUGGAAGGCCCCGACUUCAGACGCCUGUCUGACACCGAGAUGGACACAAUGCUUCCGAGACUUCAGGUUCUUGCGCGGUCUUCGCCCGAGGACAAAAGAGUGCUCGUUGCGAGGCUGAAGGCGCUUGGUGAGAUUGUUGCUGUUACUGGCGAUGGCACCAAUGACGCCCCUGCUCUCAAAGCUGCUGAUGUCGGGUUUUCUAUGGGUGUGUCUGGUACUGAAGUUGCUAAGGAAGCCUCUUCUAUCAUUCUGAUGGACGACAAUUUCGCGUCUAUUAUCACAGCUUUGAAAUGGGGCCGCGCCGUCAAUGACGCGGUGCAAAAGUUCCUACAGUUCCAGAUCACUGUCAAUAUUACCGCUGUGCUCUUGGCUUUUGUCACAGCUGUAUACGAUGCAGAGAUGAAACCUGUUCUCAAGGCAGUGCAGCUCCUCUGGGUGAAUCUGAUCAUGGAUACUUUCGCCGCCUUGGCUUUGGCAACAGACCCUCCGACUGAGAAGAUUCUUGAUCGCCCUCCUCAGGGUAAGAAGACAGCGUUGAUCACAAUAAAUAUGUGGAAGAUGAUCGUAGGCCAAUCGAUCUACCAGCUGGUUGUGACCUUCGUCCUUUACUUCAGCGGCGGUACCAUACUCAACUACGAUCUCACCGAUCCCGACAAGAAGCUCGAGUUGGACACGAUCGUGUUCAAUACGUUUGUCUGGAUGCAGAUCUUCAACGAGUUCAACAACAGACGGCUCGACAACAAGUUCAACAUUUUCGAGGGGGUGCAUCGAAACACCUUUUUCAUCGCCAUCAAUUUCCUCAUGGUUGGACUGCAAGUGGCCAUUAUCUUCAUCGGAUCGAGGGCCUUUCAGAUCUCUCCUGAUGGUCUUGAUGGUACUCAGUGGGCCAUAUCGAUCGUUGUCGCAUCGCUUUGCCUGCCUUGGGCCAUCCUUGUUCGCCUCUUCCCCGACGAGUGGUUCGCUCGCGUUGUCGGCGUUCUCGGCCUCCCGUUCGUAAGUGUGUACUCGAAGUCUGCGGAGGUGUAUUCCAAGGUCGUCGGUGUUUUCGGCGGUAGGAAGCGCGCGGAUGUCGAAGCUCAGUCAGCCACUGCGCCCGUGGUAGUCGUUGUGGAUGACUUCGUCGGGGGCGGUCAAGAGAGGAAGAUGUAA